AUGUCCCGCAAGCGCGGGUUCAACUACGUCCCCUCCACCGCGCAAGUCAACAACACCGCGGCUUUCUCCUCCGGCGGCGCAACCCGAAAAAACGUCAACAAUACCGACGACGGAAUCGGCGCUGGCACAGACACGUACACCUACUACCACGGCGACGCGUCCAAAUUCCCCAACCAAACGCAAUGGGUCAGCUUCGCCGACAUGUGGACCGCCAAUCUCGACACCUUCAAAUACUCGUGCGGUUGGCUAAAGCGCGGCGACGACAACACGCCCGAGAUGAUCCAGGACAUCUACAACGCGAUACAGGACCGGGCGAAUGCCUCGCUCGUCGACCACCGCAUCAUCCUCGCCACCAUCAUCCAGGAGACAAACGGCUGUCCGCUCGUCCCGCACACGACGUCCUCGGGCGGUACGCGGAACCCGGGCCUCAUGCAGAGCCACGAUGGCCAUGCGUAUGAUGCGAAGCACAGCCGCUUGUCGAUCCUGCAGAUGGUGCAGGAUGGGACGCAAGGCACGACGAAGGGGUGGGGGCUCGUGGAUAAUUUGAAUACCUAUGGGAAUCCGUAUAAGGCGAUGAGGGGGUACAAUAGCGGGUAUAUACCGGACAGCGGCGACUUGUCGGAGAAAGCGGGCGCUACCGCGUGCUAUGUCAGUGAUAUGGCGAAUCGACUGACUGGGUGGGUCCGGGCGAAGACAGAGUGCCCGGAUGAUAUGCACUAA
Messenger RNA from Paraphaeosphaeria sporulosa, 720 nucleotides. RefSeq lists its product as uncharacterized. The transcript is spliced from 2 exons. The record is from RefSeq and is a predicted model, not a curated record. The coding region runs from base 1 to 720 and encodes 239 amino acids. NCBI's taxonomy places the organism in Eukaryota, Fungi, Ascomycota, Dothideomycetes, Pleosporales, Didymosphaeriaceae.